AUGUUUGCUGGUGCUCAGAUUGUAACAACGAAACUUGUACCUCAUGGUCAACAAAAACAAAUAAUCGAUGCUCAAAGUGAAGAUAAAACUGCACAAGAUUUAGUAAAUAUGACUAUAUUAGUACCACGAUCAAAAGCAGCUAUUGUUGUUGAAACUCGAGCAGAAAAAGUUGAACGAAAAGUUCUUGCACAAGAACGAAAACAUGAAAGAAUGGUUGAACAACAAAAAAUUGCUCAUCAUAUGGAAAAUUUAAUGGAAAAAGUUCUUCAUGAAACAACAUUAUCAAAAAAAGACGAAGAUAAUUUACGUAGUAAAAUCAAAACUAUUAUGACUAAAGUAAAUAAAGAAUCAGAUAAAAUUGAUAUUACAUCUCUUCAUCCAUCUGUUAUUGAACAUCCAUCAUCAUCAUCGUCUCGAAUAAAAUUAGAUUCUAUUGGACAAUCAUCUCAAUCAAAUCUACCAUCUAAAUCAUUGAAAACAGCAAGUCAACGAGCUUUUCUUUUAUGGUAUGAUAAAAAUUCUCAAUGA
Molecule: messenger RNA, 528 nt
Organism: Rotaria sp. Silwood2
Lineage: Eukaryota; Metazoa; Rotifera; Eurotatoria; Philodinida; Philodinidae
Source: the annotation of a GenBank genome assembly